GUGUGACGCUUGAAAUCAAGUAGUGUAUGUCCAGUAAUAUUUUCGUGUCUGCGAUGACACCUAGUAUUGGUCUUAAUUUGCGUGUUACUGGUCAUUGUAAUCAAGGUGGGCGAAAGUAUAUGGAAGAUGCUUUUGUUGUUGCAUAUCAGCAAAGUGAAGAUCAGAAAGAUUUAGAGUAUGCUUAUUUUGGUAUUUUUGAUGGUCACGGCGGUAGAGAGGCCGCCCUAUUUGCUAAGGAACAUUUAAUGAAUAAUAUUGUUUGUCAAAAGUCUUUUUGGAGUGAUGAUGACAAUCAAGUGCUCAAAGCAAUCAGAUAUGGUUUUCUAGCUACGCAUCAUGCUAUGUGGAGAGAAGUUGGUAAAUGGCCCAAAACUGUGAGUGGAUUACCUAGUACAUCAGGUACAACUUCUAGCAUAGCAUUUAUUCGUAGACGGAAAUUAUAUAUUGGUCAUGUUGGCGAUUCAAAAAUUGUUUUGGGAUUUCAGAUACCUGGAUCAAGUGAAUGGCGUGCAUUUGCUCUUACUAAAGACCAUAAACCCGAGACACCUGAGGAAAAGAAACGAAUUAAUAGUGUUGGUGGACUUGUGAUGAAUAAAGCUGGAGUGGAAAGAGUUGUAUGGAAUCGUCCUCGGCCUGGUCAUAAAGGCCCCAUUCGUAGAAGUACCCCAUUUGAUCAAAUUCCUUUUUUGGCUGUAGCAAGAUCAUUAGGUGAUUUGUGGAGCUAUAAUUAUGUGAAAGAUGAAUUUAUUGUUAGUCCAGAACCUGAUGUGAAAGUGAUUAGUAUUAAUCCUAACAUGCAUCGAUGUGUUAUAUUUGCUUCUGAUGGUUUAUGGAAUAUGCUAUCAACUCAGUGUGCUGUAAAAAUUGUGCAGGCUGCUGAAGAAGAAAAUGAAAAACUAAUUCUUGAAGGCGGUAAAGCCAAUGGAACAGGCAAGCAACCCAAUAAUCCUUCCAAGCUGUUAGUAGAUGCUGCAUUAAAACAUUGGCUUGAAUUAGGAAUGAGGGCAGAUAAUACCAGUGUCGUUACUGUUAUGUUAGAUCCUCCUGGGCCACCUAAAAGUGAAGUCCUUCUUCGUCAAAGAGUGAUGAAAAGAUUGAGACCAAGAGAUGAUCAGCCUGAAGAAGGUGUUGAAGCAAAAAAUUCAAAUUUAGAUACACCUACUACUCCUAUUAUUAAAGAAAAAAGAAAACCUAUUGAAGGCAAUGAAUCUCAGUUAAACAGAGAGCGUAAGCGUUCAUCUGAUUCUGCCGUUGAAAUGGUCAAUAAAGAAAGAAAAUUGUCUUCUGAUCAUGAAGAAUCUGUUCCAAAAAAUCUUCCUAAACCAGUCAUUUUGUCUCCACAACGAGUAGUCAAACAGUCAUCACCAGUCAAGCCAGUUCUUAGGGAUGAAAUUAUAAAAUCUCCUGAAAAUGUAAGUUCCCCAACUGUUCCUAUUUCACUGAUGAGGUCAAAGAAGAAAAUCCAUGACCCACCUAACUGGGGAGGGAGUAGUAGUACAAUGACUGCUAAAGAAAGUGAAAAUGAAAAUAGGGAAGAGUCAAUAAAUAAGCCAAUUGCAACAACAGAGAAACCUAUAUUAAUUGAGGGUGCAAGUGAGACUCCUAUGCUGAAUGAAAGUGGACAAGAGAAACUUGUUCCUAAUGUUUCACCAGUUAAAACCGAUUCAUGUGUUUCAAAACCAGAGAAAGAUGAUACCUCACUUCCGAAGAGUGCUAAUUACCCAAUUAGCAAAGAAAAUGGUAGGGUUCAUUUAUGUGAAGUGGACAAUAUUUUUAAAUUGAAUGAAAGAACUACAGAAUGUUUUGAGAACUCUGACAGCUCAAAACAGAGUGAAAUUUCUCCUAAAAGGAAGACAGUUCCUUCCACAGUGAAAAAUUUUCGAAAAAGUACUAUAACGCGUAGAAAUUCUUCAUUCCCUGCUGUUAAAAGGCCUCGCGUGCACCAGAGAAAUUUUUCCUCUUGUCGGACAAAUACUCCUCGAAAGGGUUUUGCUCAUAACACUAGAGCUCAAAGUGGCAUUCGAAAAUUGAAAGUGUGAAGGGUACAGGAUUCCCAUCUAUAUCUAGCAACAUAUUCUACUACUAUUAUCAUAAUCAUGUGAAUGUGUUCUAUUUAAGAUCAGGAAUAACUUUUUGAAAUGUAAUUGCUAUAUUUAACUGUAAUCUAGUAGGAGUCUUCUCAUUUUCAUUUGCUAAGAAGUGAUGAUGCAAGGACUACAAUAGAAACUUUACAAUCCGGCAACUUGAAUGAAGCCUUUGUUGAUUAUUUUGAUGCUUUCCCAUCCAAAUCUUAAACGAAUGUUAACCUCAAAUUGCUAUUGCAUGAUUUGAUGGAAAUUGUUUUUAAAUAUAUAGUUGGAAAUAGCAAUUGGUAUUUCAAAUUAGUGUUGGUAUAUUUAUAUUAUUUGAAUUUUAAUGAAAUAUUUAUUUUAAUUAUUAUGUUGUUGAUUGGCAUUUAUUUAAUCUAUAUGUGACAGCAUUAUAAAUUUAUUUAUUACUAUUAAUGUAGUUAUUUAAUUGAUAUUGUUUAUAUGAUGAUUUGCUGUUAUAAGAAUAAUUUAUAAUCAAUGCAUUUUCAAAAAAGAUACGUACAAGUUACAUAUUAAUAAAUAUAUAUGAAUCUGGUUAUUUGGUAAUCAGAAAAUCCAUAUCCCGGUUUCAAUUGCAUAAUUUAUUUUUUACGAAGCUGUAAGCAAAAUACUUUUUGCAUACCCUAGUUAUAUUAGUUUUUAUUUACAAAAUAUGAAAUUUGGUGUUACUUUUUAUUAAUAUUUAUAUGAAUGUUGAUAUGUAUAUAUAUAAUGUAUAUAAUGCUGAAAAACUGAAAAGUAUUGAUUGUUAAUUGUACUUUUAUUUCUUCUCUUGCAUGUCGGAUGGUAAGGAUUCUAAUGUAAUGCAAUUCCUAUAGACUAUAUUGACCUCAUAUAAAUAGAUUUAUAUGUUUUGUAACAUGUGAAAAUUUUUAUCUAGUUAUUUAAACAUGGUUGCCCAACAUAUAGAACUAAAAAUAUUUUUAAAAUUUUUGGUGAAUUUAUUAAAUAGUGCUCACAGUCAGUAUUAAACUGUGUUUUUAUAGGAAUAUCACCUUAUUUUGAAAUUUAUUUAUGUAAUGACUGAAUUAUCUGAAAAGAAAAUGAAAGUUUUUAGGUAGAAUUAGCAGUAUUGUAAGAGGCUUGUUCUUUUUAUCCAGCCUAUUGUAUAUAUAUGUAUGAAAUGUAAAAAGUUUAAUAUAGAUUUUAAAAGCAAAAAUAUUUAUCUUUAUAUGACUGCAUGAUUUUAAAAAUAUAUGAAAAAACAAACAAAUAAACAAUGUAUUUAUUUAAAUUAUCACUGAAUAAAAUUUGAUUAUUUAUUGCUAUAUUAAAAAUUGGAAUAAAUGAUUAGGUAUGCCUAUAAGAAUUUUUGGUAUUGUAGCAUUAAUUUAUUUAUGUUCCUGUCAUCUUAUUUUAUUACUUCUGCUUUGCAGCUAUUUUCUAUUAUCAUAAGUAUAAAAUUGUAUGCAUUUUUAAUUUUGCUUUAAGCAAGGUGAAAAAAAGGGGGCGGGGGUAAAAAAAGAGAUGCACAAUGAGAUUCCUAUAGUGAAAUCUAACUUGCAUUCAUUUUAUUCUCUAAAGAUAUUUGAUUUUUCCAUGAAUAGAAAAGAUGUAUUUAAUUUAUGUAAAUCAGGGCUUCUAAAGCUUUUCCUUCCAUCAAGUUUAUUUUCCCUACAAACAUAUUUUGUGAUCUUCAUCAAUGACAGAAAAGAAAAUCAAAUUUACAGAAAGAUGAAAAAGAAUAGAAUAUUAAAUUUUUAGUUUAUGAUUAAAAAACAAUAAAUUUUUAUAAUAUUUCAAUGAAAUAUUUUAAACCAAGAAAAUAUUUAAAUUAUUCCUUAUUGCUUACAUUGAAAAAAUAAUUCUGCCAAAUGUUUUUGUAAUCCCCACUUCCACCAUCAAUAUGAUCCUUCUAUAGAUUGGGACUGAUAGUUUAAGAAGUCUUGUUUAAUAAUAAUUAAUCUAGUUUAUUUUAUAGGUAAAUAUGUAUUCUUUAAAGUAUAAUUUGUUUUUACUUUUUACAUUGAAGGAUUUAGAAUCUACUCCUUUUUUUAAAAUUAAUUUUUGAAUAGUUUUAUAUCAUGUAUUUCAAAGCUUACAGUUCUUUUAUAAAGCAUGUAUGAUUUUACAAGCACUAUAUUAUUUUUUUUCUCUUUAAUUUUUUGGCAGCUGACAUUUCAUUCUCAAAAUUAAUUAUGGAGAGACAUUUUUCCUCCCUUUAAUUUAUUGAUGGCUGAUAAAGCAUUGACAUAAUAAAUCCAUCCAUAGCAUAUAUUUAUUUGAAGAUUUUUCUUAUAAAUGAAGAGCUUAUGAAUAAACAAAACAUACUUGUCUGUGUUAAAAAUUGCACUAGAUGAGUGUAUUUGCUUGAAAUUAUUGAUAUAAAAGUUUUGUUUCUUUUUGCUAGGGAAAAAUUAAAUUCUUGCAUUGGAUAUAUCUCAUUUGUAGGCUUAUAAAAUUAAAUAUUUGUAAUUCAUUUCAAUACUUAAAGAAAAAAAAAAAGGCUAUUUUUAACAAAUGCUUUUUAUUAAAUAUAGCAGAACCAGCUAUUAAUCCACCCUCCUUUUUUUAGGAAGAUGUAUUUUUAUACUUUUCUUUUCAAAAAGGAGAUAUAGAUUUCUCGACAUGAAACUAAUUUGCAGGAUACUUUAAUCCUGUUCAUUUAUUCCUGAAUUUAACUAUUAAUCAUAUCUGAUUGCUAAUAAAAGAAGAUUUAAAAAACAAACAUAUCAUAUGUAAUAACUAAAGCUCUUUUCUUGUCUUUCAAAUUUUUGAACAGAGCCUUGCUUUUUUUUUUU
Messenger RNA from Argiope bruennichi, 4831 nucleotides. RefSeq names its product protein phosphatase 1B-like. Gene Ontology annotation, molecular function: protein serine/threonine phosphatase activity; mitogen-activated protein kinase binding; cation binding. Lineage: Eukaryota; Metazoa; Arthropoda; Arachnida; Araneae; Araneidae. The transcript has 6 exons. Gene Ontology annotation, biological process: protein dephosphorylation. The record is from RefSeq and is a predicted model, not a curated record. Gene Ontology annotation, cellular component: nucleus; cytosol. The coding region runs from base 27 to 2039 and encodes 670 amino acids.